AUGACCGUCCCCCUUACAGGAGCCAGACACCAGUGCCGCUCCUGCUGCCGGACGGUCUGCGACCGGUGCUCCACGGUUCCGCUGAACAGCGUCCGCACCUGCCGGGUCUGCUACUUGCGGGAGGGCGGCGGGAAGUACGCGGAACAGCGGCGGGAAAAGUACGUGUUCUUGGUGCGCCACGCACAGAGCACGUGGAACCAGAAUGUGGAGAUGGUGAAGACCUUCCGCAACUGCUCCAUGGAGGGCAUGUCGAUGAAGGCCGCCGUGAGACAGAUGGGCACGCUGGUGUCGAAGGAAGUCUGGCACAGGGACCACCCGAUCUCCGAGGAGGGGCUCCGGCAGACCCAGGAGCUGCGGCAGAAGAUCGCGGCUUGCCAGCGGCGGGCCAGGCGGGCCGGCCCCGCGGUCGACACCAACGGCCUCGGCGGCGGGUCGGCGCGAGGAGGGCCCUGGUGCGACUGGGACGACGGCGGCGCCGACGCGGCGGAACGCGGGCUGGUGGGCUGCCCGGAGGUUGCCGAGCAGGAGCGCGUGCGACGCUUCUACUCCACGUUCUUAGACACCAGGCAGCAGGUCGAGCUGCUGGGGUUCGUCGUGCCGUUCGAAAUGUUGCUGCUGGAGUGCGUCCUGCUGCUCGCGGUCGCGCGGCCGGAGUCCGUCAUCCCGCCCCCGGCGGCGCCGCUGGCGUUUGUCCGGCUGCCUGUGGACCGCAUAUCCCGCGCGACGCCCGCACCUGGGGGCGCCGUUGGUCGCGGCGACUUUUUGUUCGGCGCCCCCGCCGGGCCCGGGUGA
This is a messenger RNA of Prorocentrum cordatum, 792 nucleotides long. Lineage: Eukaryota; Dinophyceae; Prorocentrales; Prorocentraceae. The record is from the annotation of a GenBank genome assembly.